Molecule: messenger RNA, 933 nt
Organism: Oikopleura dioica
Lineage: Eukaryota; Metazoa; Chordata; Appendicularia; Copelata; Oikopleuridae
Source: the annotation of a GenBank genome assembly
AUGAGUGUCUCUAUCCAGGAAAUCCUAAUUAUGGACAUCAAUGUCAUGAGAGUCAAGUUUGCGAGGAUACAGUUGGAAGCUAGCGGGUACCUAGUUGGAAGCUAUACUUGCAAUUGCACGGCAAAUAUGGAACUCGACUUUGAUCUUGAUGAAGGGAAGGCAAAGUGCGUUUGCAAAGAAGGAUUUGAGAGGUUUAAUAACUCUGCUACUGAGUGUGUUGACAAGGAUGAAUGCCUGAAUCCGAUUGAGGAUGAUUAUAAUAAGUGCCACAAAACCCAACUUUGUGAAAAUACCCUCGGAAGCUUCGAUUGUUAUUGCUCCGAAAGCAUGGAGAAACAAAUCGGCCACGAUUCCUGCAAGUGCAAAGAAGGACAUGAGCCCAUCGAAGAUCUGCCAAAUGAAUGCAAGAUGUUGUUGGAGCCCUGUGCUGCGGGAGAAUAUAGAAUCGAUGGUUCAACAAUUUGCCGACCCUGUGAGUACGGGCACUUUUGUCAGGAAGAUGAAAAGUUUCCUUGCGAAAGGGGCUUUUUUGCAGAUAAGUCUGGCUCCACAAUCUGCACUUAUUGUGGCACAGGAGCAACGACGAAAAACACCGGAUCGACAAAAAGAAGAGAUUGCAUAAUCGGCUCCUAUGGCUUUUUCUCUCCUUUAUUCAAUGUAGAACCGAUGGCUUGUCAAUUUCAGAGCUUUUGCCCAAAAGGGCUGCAAGAAAUGACUCCUUUUUAUCACAACCACAAAGGGGCAAAUAUUUGUCUGAAAAGUGAGACAAAAAUGGCAGUUGGAAAAAUGAAAUUACGAAAAGCUCCUGUUCCCCCUGUCUAUGAUGCCGAGCCUGAAAAUUUCUGCUACAGAGUUUGUCGAGGGAAGCCAAAAUGCGUCGCCUUUUCGAUUUUACUUGAAGACAAGAUUUUCUGCGUGCUCAUUUCUAGCUGA